UUGCAAGGUUUUUAUGUGCUACUCUCUCUGUGUCAUUCAUACACAAAUAUUUCAUGGCAAAAGAGAACAAACUAAAGAGUGGGUCAAGAACUCAUUGUGCUGCCAUCAACUGCACACAAAGCAAACGAACUCGUCCUGAUUUAAGUUUUUUUCGUUUUCCAAAGGAUCCAGAGAGAUCAAAGAAAUGGGUAAACAAUUGUCGUCGUGAAGAUCUUUUGGGCAAAAGUGCAGAAUAUCUUUACAAGAAUUGUAAACUGUGUACAGAUCAUUUUGAGGACUGCAUGUUCACCAGCAUGGAAAAGAAGAGAUUAAAUCCUCAGAGUAAGCCAACUCUAUUCAAAAUUCCCAAUCCUCCACCCCAAAUUGGGAAAAAACGAAGGGCAAUUGAAAGAAAAGAAAUUCAAUAUGCUCCAUCAGCAAAGAAAUCUCAACAUGAAGAAAUAGCCAAUGUUACAGGAAUAAGAGGGCAACAUAGCAAAGAGUGCGACAAUAAGCAUGGUGCAAGUUUUAACAUUGAUGAAAUGGAAGAAGAAAAUCAAACAACUGAAGGCAACCAAAUAUAUAAUAUUCCCAUGAAUCAAUCAAAUGAAAAUGAAGAAGACAAUGCACCUGAGUGUUCAAAACGAGAUUUCAGUGGUCAAACAAACCAAUCCCUCUCAAAUAACACCCCUAGGAAGAGAAAACAAAAAAAAAAAAUUCAAACUAAGAAUAAAAAAAUACGAAGGCUGAGCAGAAGGAUAAAAAAUCUGGUGAAAGAGGAUAUAGAUUGCACAUUAGAAGCUGCACUAAAAAACCUGCCUGAGCAUCUAGCCAGCUUUAGAAGGUUACAAAUGAAGCUCCACUCAAAAAAGACACAUGGUCGAAGAUACUCACCAGAAUUACGAUCAUUAGCUAUUUCUUUAUGCCAUGCUAGUGGAAAAGCAUACAGGCUUCUAUCAAAGCGUUUUAUUCUGCCAUCAAUGACAUCAAUAAGAUUUGUUUCAAGAAUUCCUAUGAAAACAAGCAUACCACAAGCAACAUUAAACCUAUUAAAAGAGAAAGUGCUACAUAUGAGUGAAAUGGAAAAGACGUGUACAUUAUGUGUUGAUGAGCUAUCUUUAAAGACCCACCUUUACUACAAUAUCACAGUCGACAAAAUAGUAGGUGUGGAAGACUGGUGGUGGGUGCAGAACAAACUAAGUUGCAACAUCUGGUCUUGUGCUAAUGUUAAGAAGUGUUUCUGGGGGGUGGAAGCAACUAUUGGGUUAUGUACUUGUCGUGUUCUGUUGAUGUUUUUGAAGAAAUAAUCAAAGAAGUCAUUGAUAAAUUGAAGGGAAUUGGAUUGAAUGUCCUUGUCAUUAUAUCAGACAUGGGGUCCAACUUCUAUAGCUUGUCUCUUUGCUUAGAUGUAAAUUGUGACCAACCAUGGUUUCUGCUCAAUAACAAGAAAGUUUACCUCAUGUUUGAUCCACCACAUCUGAUAAAGUGCACAAGAAACAAUCUGAUGAACUACAAUUUCCAAUUUGGACAACAUGUUGUCAGUUGGAAGGACAUAGAGAACUUCUAUGUAAAAGACAAAAUGCAUCCAUCAGAACUGCUCCAAAGUUGACAGAUAAACACAUCUAUCCAACUAACUUCCAAAAAAUGAAAGUCAAAUAUGCUACACAGAUUUUUAGUCAU
Messenger RNA from Xenia sp. Carnegie-2017, 1659 nucleotides. RefSeq lists its product as uncharacterized. Bases 54 to 1286 code for a protein of 410 amino acids. The record is from RefSeq and is a predicted model, not a curated record. Gene Ontology annotation, molecular function: sequence-specific DNA binding. NCBI's taxonomy places the organism in Eukaryota, Metazoa, Cnidaria, Anthozoa, Malacalcyonacea, Xeniidae. The transcript is spliced from 6 exons.